This is a messenger RNA of Setaria italica (foxtail millet), 1632 nucleotides long. Its product is annotated as EP1-like glycoprotein 2. The transcript has a single exon. The record is from RefSeq and is a predicted model, not a curated record. The coding region runs from base 60 to 1481 and encodes 473 amino acids. Lineage: Eukaryota; Viridiplantae; Streptophyta; Magnoliopsida; Poales; Poaceae.
ACAGAUCACACUCUCCUCCUCUCUCCACCGAUCCUGCAAACUCCCUCCUGUCGCCUGCAAUGCUGCGGCGCGACGCGCGGCUCCUCGGCGCCCCCGCCCUGCCCCUGGCGGCGGCGACGCUUGUCCUCCUCGUCGGCGGGUUCCGAUUCCAAGUCGCCCAGGCCCAGCCGUUCGACUACCCGUCGGCGCGGCCAUCCACGUCCUGGGCCAACACGGACGCCUCCCUCACCCACCACGUCACCUUCAUGGACGGCUCCGUCGCCCGCGCCGCGCUGCUGCGCCUCAACCCCGCCGGCUUCGGCCCCUCCUACGCCUUCGGCUUCUUCUGCACCAACCACAAGACCACCACUCCCUGCGCCGACUUCCUCCUCGCCGUCGCCGUCGUCUACUGCAACAGCGGCGCGCUCAUGACCUCCGUCGUCGCCGGCAUCCCGCAGGUCGUCUGGUCCGCCAACCGCGCCCGCCCCGUCGGGGAGGGCGCCACCGCCGAGCUCACCGCCGCGGGCGACCUCGUCCUCAAGGCGGCCGACGGCACCGUCGUCUGGUCGGCGGGUAGCGCGGGGCGGUCCGUCGCCGGCAUCAGCAUCAACAGCGACGGCAACCUCGUGAUGCUCGACGGCAGCAACCGCACGGUCUGGCAGUCGUUCGACCACCCCACCGACACGCUCCUCGUCGGCCAGUCCCUGCGCCAGGGCGCGCGCCUCACCGCCAACACCUCUGCCGCAAACUGGUCCCCGAGCCGCCUCUACCUCGCCGUCGCCGACGACAGCCUCAGCGCCUACGUCGACGCCAAGCCGCCGCAGCGCUACUACCACCUCGGCUUCACCAGGACCGCCGGCGCCUACGCCGCGUACGCCAACGGCAGCCUCACGGUGCUCGCCUCGCCCGCUGGUGCGCCGCUCACCACCAUCCAGCUGCCCGCCGUCGCCGCCGGCACGGUCCAGUACAUGCGCCUCGAGUACGACGGCCACCUCCGCCUAUACGAGUGGCGGCCGGCGGGGUGGGCGCCGGUCUUCGACGUGCUCCGCCUCUUCCCCGACGACUGCGCGUUCCCGACGGUGUGCGGCGCCUACGGCGUGUGUACGGAAAUGCAGUGCAGCUGCCCCGACACCGCCAACUUCCGGCCGGUCGACUUCCGGAGGCCCAACCGCGGCUGCGUCCCGGCGGCGCCGCCGGUCUCGUGCGCGACCCCGCGCCGCGCGCAGCGGCUUGUGUCGCUGCCCGGCCUCGCCUACUUCAACGACCACGCCACCAGCAUGAGGACGCUGGAGAGGGUGAGCCAGGACGCGUGCAAGAAGGCGUGCUUGGAUGACUGCAAGUGCGUGGCGGCGCAGUUCAUCUACGGGAACAACGCCGGCGACGGCUUCUGCUACCUGCAGUCGGAGGUGUUCUCGCUCGAGACGUCGCUGCCGGAGGUGGUGCACUACAACUCCACCAUGCAUCUCAAGGUGCAGGCCGCGCGCACGUCGGCCGGACUUUGACCACCGAAAGAUUCAUUGCAGCAUCUUCGAAAAUGACAUCACUUCAUCUUCAUCAUCUCAGCUGUUGACUGCUAUUGUCCUGCAUGGAUUAUGAUCCGGUCCAAGACUUGUGACAACACUAGAAUAAAGUCGUUUUGUUCUUUCUUUAUUA